UAGCGGUAGUAGACGCACAGAGUUUCUUAACACAGAUACGGAACAUCACUAGACUUCUGUGAACGCUUGCGAAGCAGACUAAACAGACCAGGCCGGGGUUUGGGGUUUGAGAAGUCAAUGAGAGAAGUGAAAAAAUAUUCAUUGGUUGUUAAUUUUCAUGAAAUGUAAAGGCACCACCUAGAUUCGAGCCAAUGUCUUAAGUAUUUGAACAUGUUAUUACUCCAACCUCGUGAAAGUGACAAACUGACACGUUUUUAUUUUCCUCAAAAACGACUUUAUAUCGAAGUAGUGCCUUUGAGUUGAUGGUCUACACAUGCGCAGUUCGGCGUGAGACGACCCCAACGUGUUUCUGCGCAUGAGCUUAGCUAGCCAACAUCGCCUUCAAGCGUGAUCCGGAAUUUCUAUUCAAGAAGCAAUUCCUUCCCGUCUUCAUACUGUAAUGUCUUUGGUAGAGUUACGUUAGUUAGCUGUGUGUAUGGGAGAAUCUCCUCGUCCUCUCUUCACCUCCUCAAAACCCAUUUGGAGGAGAAGUGUGUUGAUGAGCUAUGAGAACGUGGAGCUUGUAUUCUGUGAAGCUGAGUGCCUGCCUGAUGCCUUCAGGAAGAGUAAGAAGGGGAGUGUCUUCCUGACUCCCUACAGGGUGAUCUUUGUGGCGAAGGGGGGUCAUGAUGCUCUGCAUUCCUUCAUGAUGCCUUUCUACCUGAUGAAGGGCUGUGAGGUCAAACAGCCAGUCCUGGGGGCCAACUACAUCAAAGGCACAGUCAGCGCAGAGCCCGGAGGAGGCUGGGAAGGCUGUGCCACCUUUAAGCUGGUGUUUGCUGCUGGAGGAGCCAUUGAGUUUGGACAGUGCAUGUUACAGGUCGCUGCACAAGCAUCCAGAGGGCAGCCUGUGAGUGGUGGCUUUGGGGGCUGUCCGUACAUGGCCAAUGGGGCAUAUGCCUACCCUCCUCCCCCAGCCAAUGGGUACCCAGCGGGACCCCCACCCGGGUACUCCUACCCCAACCCCCCUCCGCCAGAUGCAUUCUACCCCAACCCCGCCGGGUUUGAUGGCCCUGCGGCCUACAUGCCCCCUCCUCCCUACUCGGCCCCCCUGGGACAGCAGGCCCCCCACAACCCUGACCUGCCCUCCACACCUGCAGCCGAGGCAAAGGCAGCAGAGACAGCAGCCAGUACCAGCUGUGCCACACUCCCUCCCACCUACCUACCACAGGACAAACCUCCCCCCUACUCUCCGACUGAGGACAAGAAGACCAAGUAGAGCAUCGAUAUCUCAGCUCCCACGGCCUCUACCGCCCCAUCUCUCCAUCCCUAUGUUUCCUCCUCCUUUCUCCUCCUCUGUCUCUUCCAUCAACACCUCCUGUCUACCUGGCUCCCUUUGAAUCCAUCCCAGCUUUCUCAAGCUCGUGUACAGGCAUUUCCCUUCUACCCGAGUUCCACUAAACAAUUAUAUCAUACCCAGCUGACUUUAACUAAAAAGUGUAACUUACAGCUCUUCUAGAGUGGUUGAUGAUAUGAUUGUAGCUUGUUUGGCCCCUAAGCUGUCAGGAAACCUAACAUAAUAUUAGGUUAAGGCUGAGGUGAGGUUUAGUACUAGUCUUGGGUACCUGCCUUUUUCUGUAUUAGCAAACCCUAUAUUUUCUUGCCAGACAUGACAACGGCAAGUUGGCUAAAGCAGAAACGGGCAGACAUGCAGGCUGAAGGUCUAGCAGGUUGUUUUGAUGGGAAAGUGAUUUAUUUUCUAAGACGACCUAUCAAACUGGAUUGAAUGAAGUUUUUUCUUUGCUAAUCUAUCCAGUGGCUCGCGCAAGUCUGUAUUGUUGAUUUAUUUAUUUAUUUAUAAUUUUUUCUGUACAGGAUUUUAAUGUGACUACUUUAAAUAUGAGAGCAUAGCAGUAGAUCAUUGGACCAGGUCUCUGUUGAAAAAUAAAUGUUGUUGCAAUGAGACUAACCUGAAUAAAAAAAGGUUAAAGAACA
Molecule: messenger RNA, 1974 nt
Organism: Salvelinus fontinalis (brook trout)
Lineage: Eukaryota; Metazoa; Chordata; Actinopteri; Salmoniformes; Salmonidae
Product: WW domain-binding protein 2-like
Exons: 8
Coding region: 476-1258 (260 amino acids)
Biological process (GO): positive regulation of DNA-templated transcription
Cellular component (GO): nucleus
Molecular function (GO): transcription coactivator activity; chromatin DNA binding
Source: RefSeq, a predicted model, not a curated record